AUGGGAGGAAGAUUGUCAACAAUUCAAGAUAACAGAUCACCAGUUAUUACUUCAACACCAAAUCCAACAUCUCUUCCUCCAAGCCGUUGGUCAUCAUUUUCUAAUAAAAACUUGCCAGAAACCAGGGCUUUUACCCCUUCCUCUUCUUUCGUUGGCCGUAAUGGUUGUAAUGGUGGUGUUGAUAGUGACAGUACUCUUUCUCUUAAGGCUUCCAAUAAUAAGGGUGUUAUUGCCUUCCACUCCGCCGCUAAGUGGAGGGAAUAUUUUCAAGCCUCUAAGCACUCUAACAAUCUGGUUGUGAUAUACUUUACGGCUGCAUGGUGUGGACCAUGUCGAUACAUGGAGCCAACUAUCAAAGAAUUGGCUGCUAAAUACGCUGACGUCGACUUAGUCAAGAUUGAUGUGGAUGAAUUAUUUAAUGUAUCGAGAGAAUUUGGAGUUCAGACGAUGCCAACAUUUAUUUUGAUGAAGAAUGGAAACCAGAUUAACAAGGUGGUUGGAGCAAAGAAAGAAGACCUUCAGAGGAAGGUUGAGAAACACAGGGCUUAA
Messenger RNA from Amaranthus tricolor (Joseph's coat), 549 nucleotides. Its product is annotated as thioredoxin H2-like. NCBI's taxonomy places the organism in Eukaryota, Viridiplantae, Streptophyta, Magnoliopsida, Caryophyllales, Amaranthaceae. The record is from RefSeq and is a predicted model, not a curated record. The coding region runs from base 1 to 549 and encodes 182 amino acids. The transcript is spliced from 3 exons.